AGCGAGCCUGGAACAAACCUCGCCUGAGCUUGUGGGCAGACCCGGGAGCAGGGAAAGCUGGGAACAGAAAAGAGGCAUUUCACGCCGCCGGCUGAGUCACCCCAAGCGUAUAAAAUCAAGGGCAGGCAGUCGGAGCCGCUCCGAGCGCAGGCACGAGGCACCGGAACUUUUGGACAGGAAACAGACCUUGAAAACUGCAAGCACCUCAGAGAAGGAUGUUGUCACCCUUGCUCAUCCUCCCUCUGCUGCUGGAGACCACAGCACAUGGCCUAGUGAGCAGAGCAGCAUCCAGGGAUGUCACCACCUUUUUCCAGCUGGCUCGGGAGGAUGCUUGGGAGAAUGUUAAUCUCACCAGCAUGUCCUGUGAGGAACGGAAGAACAGGACCUGGAUCACCCUGCAGCUGACCAACAGCAGCCUGACAGCUUUCCCUGUCUGCCUUCCAGAGGCCCUGGAGACCUUGGAUCUCAGUAAUAACCUCUUGGAAGAGGUGAAUGGCACAGAGAUAGCAAACCUCCCACUGCUGCGUGUCCUCUCGCUGAGGCACAACCACCUCUGGUCGGUGAGGUGGGGAUCUGAAGCCCUCAGCAGUCUCCUCAAGCUGGACUUGAGUUUUAAUAAGCUGUCAUCUGUGCCAUCCUGCCACAGCUCUGCCCUGCCUAACCUGAGGUGGUUGUCCUUGGCUGGAAAUCCACUGAUUGAAAUCCAGCCACUGGCUUUUUCCUGCUACCCUCAGCUGCAGGUCUUGAACCUCUCUUCAACGCUGCUCGGGCAGGAUGACAGCAGAGGAAUUGGAGACUCUGCUUUUGCCAUCAGCACAGAUCCCGAUGAGGCCAUGAACAGGCCUGGAAACUCCAUCAGUGUGCUUGAUCUGAGCGGGACCUUUCUUGAGAAAAUUCAACCAGAGUGGGCCAGAGACUUGGCCAACCUCAGAUCACUUCACCUGACAAACAUGCCACGGUUAAGAAGCCUCAACAGCGACUUCUUCAAGUCUCUGCCUGGUCUCCGAGAGCUGCACUGUCAGGAUUCCCCUUCCCUGGGUUUGGUGCAGACAGAGAUGUUUGACAGUGUCCCUCAUCUGAGCCAUCUCUCAUUUGAGAACUGUAACCUGAGUUCCUUUAAUCCUUGGAACACCAAUUCAUCGGACGGCAUCACCAUCAACUUGUACGGGAAUCCUCUGCAGUGCAACUGCCAGCUCUCCUGGCUGCUGUCCAAGCCCAAGAAAGUUGUUCUGCAAAAGGCUCGGGAGACUUUUUGCACACCCCAGGAAGAUUCGGGCAGACCUCCAACACCUUUUUCACUGCUGGAGCUCUAUGAGAAAUGCCAGUCAGAGAGCAACAUUACGCUGCCCGAUUCAAACACAGCUCUUCCUGAUCAUGAUGCUUUCAACUUCACCAGUGAUGAUGCCUUUGCUGUAGUAACAACAGAUUCAGCCCUGCUGACCAAAGAUUUGACUCACACCAGCUCCCUAAUCCAGAUGGAUACAAGGAGCACAGCAACAUCCAAGCCAACACUAACCAAAGACACCUAUACCAGCUCCCUAAUCCACAUGGAUACAAGGAGCACAGCAACAUCCAAGCCAACACUAACCAAAGACACCUUUACCAGCUCCCUAAUCCACAUGGAUACAAGGAGCACAGCAACAUCCAAGCCAACACUAACCAAAGACACCUUUACCAGCUCCCUAAUCCACAUGGAUACAAGGAGCACAGCAACAUCCAAGCCAACACUAACCAAAGACACCCAUACCAGCUCCCUAAUCCACAUGGAUACAAGGAGCACAGCAACAUCCAAGCUAACACUAACCAAAGACACCUCUACCAGCUCCCUAAUCCAGAGGGAUGUGACGAGCACUGCAGCAUCCAAGCCAACUGAACCGAUCCCAACAAAGGCUAACAGUUCCUCCCACGAGGAGGAGGCAGUUUCUGAAUCCACAAGCCACCCCCCUUCCUUGGCAUCCGUAACCUCCUUCCCGGUUUUUCUCCAAGAGCUCUUUGCUCAGUCCUCAGAUCACAGCUCCACAAGUCCAGCUGGAACAGAACAGCUACAGAGGGGGCUCACAACAACCGACACGACACUCCCCCGGGAAGGGCCAUCCAACCAGACCACCAGUGACCAUUCCACUGGAGGAACAGGAAUCCCCCACACCACCAGCCAUCACAUUCACUCCUUUGCCACCCGUGCCAGGGAAGGUGCCCCCCAAACGAGCCGCCCACAGCUGAACUCCACAAGGAGCAGCGCCCGCUCAGAGCCUGCACCCACCACGCCGUCCCCGCAUUACAUCGAUGACUACGACUACGAAGAGCAACCAAAGGAAACCCCGGUGCAAACGGCCCACAUUGCCUGUGACUACAACCCUUGCAGGCACCUGCAGAAGCCGUGCAGGGAACUCCAGAACAUAUCCCAGUGUUCAUGCCCUGGCACAUCGAGGGAAGAUGAGAUUCCAGACCCACCCAGGCUCAGAGAGGUGAUUGAAAUCACUGACAGCUCUGCACAGAUACGCUGGUGUGCCCCAUAUUCCGUUGUUCACAGCUAUGAGCUGAUGCUUCGUGCCCAAGACGACGAGGACAGGCAGUUUGUCAUGGACAACAUCUACCCCACGGCCAGGCAGUACACUCUGUAUAACCUGCUACCAUUCACCACUUACCGUAUCUGUGUGACUGCCUCCAACAAAGCAGGGUCAAGCCAGGCAACAGGCCAGGAAAUUCCAGGUAAUUCGUGCACCAGCUUUAAAACAAAACCCAGCUACAAGUAUGUUUUUGCUGGUCUGUCUGCAGCAAGUGGACUCUUUCUCAUUACCACAAUUAUUUUGUCUGUAUGCCUGUGUAAGGCAUGUAAAAAGCCUCAGAGUGAGCAGUAUGGUACACACUUAGUCUCCUACAAGAACCCAGCAUUUGAUUAUCCCUUAAAACUACAAACCACUAAUUAGCUCUGGGUGAUUGUUCUGUGCAUUCAAAGUUCACUAUCUCCAUCACCUUGGUGUGUUUUUGUGAGACUCUGAGAAUGUCCUUCAGCAAAACUAUGAACCAUCAGAUUCCAUAACCCUGACAUUUCUAAAGGAGAGAAAACCACCAGAAAAAGAGAAAAACUGAUAAUGAAGGUAGUCAACCAGAAAAAAGUCUUUGAACUCCUGUUCUUGUGCUAAACAGCAGCAAGCCUGGGCACUAACCUUGAAAACUUGUUUUUAUAAUCACCUACAAAUAGAGUAGCAUAAAUUUCACACUGUGAGAGGCUGCCUGGCCAGCUGUCUGCCUCCAGUAUCUUUAAUGAGCACAGUCAGAGGAAGGCUGCAAUUCGAGGUGCAUUAAGCUGAGCAAGACACACUCUGCUUUCAUUCACAGAGCAAAGCAGGGGGUUCCAUUUUUUUAAGGUAUUAUCCAUAAAGAGAGUGUAGCUGAAAGGAGUGAGUGGGCUCAGUGACAAGGUGCUGCGCAGAUUUAACUCCUCUGAGUAAAUGCAGUGGAUGCAGAUGAUCAGCCUAACUUCAGUUCAGGAAAAAGAAACAUGAAAUUCAGUUGUAGUAACAGAUAGUGCAGGAUCCUUAGAGAGGAGGUAAUUGUGUUGUUCUGAUUUUUUAUGAGGCUAUGCACAACCAAACCUCCCAAUGCUUCCCCAAAACAAGCUCGCAGGCAGUAGGGGGUUUGCAGUACAGCAGUGACCCACAGAAGGGGGGAGGGGAGCACGGUAACAUUUGCUUCCCAGUGGAUUUUAAGCAGAGAGGAUGUUCUGUCCCAAUCAGCCAUCCCAUCUACAGAUUUAGCAGCUGAUGAUUUACCUCAUACAGAGGCAAAAAGCCAAGUAAUGAAGCAAUUUAAUGCACGUGCUGCUGAGACUUGGAAAACCCAGAUCCCCUGCACUAGCAGCAGACAGUUCUGUGGACACCUUUUGAAUGAACUCUUGGGUGCCAAUUUCUGUAUAAUAAUAGGAGAUGCUGACAAUCCCAACUUUGAGCUUGCUAUUAGAAUCCAAAGAGGUGUCCCAAUCUGAUACUUCACCAUAGGUUUCAGUUCCAGGAGCUACCUGUCCCUGCUGCUACACAGUGCUGUACAGACACAGUGCAUAAAACCCCUGAACUCUCUAAGGGAAGGUGCUGUACUGUGCAAAGAGUCUGUGUUCCAUUCUUUUGGGGUUUUUAAUGCUUUCAGUAUUACAGAAAUAAAAGCCACAGAGCUAUGUUCUGAUUUUUUGUUAAAGACAUGGAUCCUGGUGUUGUCUUUACCGUCUACAAUGUUAAGCCUGAGAAAUUAACUCCUUUUGUUGUUUUGGAAUGAAGUUUCACCAUGUAGUAAAGAAAUGUUUUUAUCAUGGU
Hirundo rustica (Barn swallow) is the source of this 4307-nucleotide messenger RNA. It is a transcript of the gene LRRN4, whose product is annotated as leucine rich repeat neuronal 4. Gene Ontology annotation, molecular function: protein binding. The coding region runs from base 216 to 2927 and encodes 903 amino acids. The record is from RefSeq and is a predicted model, not a curated record. Lineage: Eukaryota; Metazoa; Chordata; Aves; Passeriformes; Hirundinidae. The transcript has 5 exons.